Messenger RNA from Vitrella brassicaformis, 5278 nucleotides. NCBI's taxonomy places the organism in Eukaryota, Vitrellaceae. The record is from the annotation of a GenBank genome assembly.
GGGGGAAGAGCAGUGAGGGAAUGGGAGAUGAGAGCGGGCGCUAGAUCCUCUGUUGAAGACGAUUGAGCCAUCCAUGGGUUGACAAGCCAUCGCAACUCAUCCAUCUCGUGGCGCUCCCCAUCAUCAUCGGCCUCUCUUCGUCGCCUCGUCCAGGCAUGGCGAGCGCACCUCUCUCUUCAGCAACCAACCGACAGAGGACGAGGCCUGUCAGCUACGUGAAUAGGGCCACGUGACAAGGUAUGGCGCGUCAAGCGAUGGAAGACCAUCAUCUUUCUGAGAUGCUGGCUGGCUGUCCUACCUCGCUUGUUGUUUUCAGGACGCUCGACCAUGUCUGCGGCUGCACUCGUGGAUGGCCUGGCUAGUGGCAGCCAACAAACCCGAGCCGACUGCAUUCGCGCCCUCGCCGAUGAGAUCGGCAAGGAUCUUGUGGGGAGUGACCGCACCGACCUCAUCAGGCGUCUGCUGGAGGCCAAUACUCGGGCACUGCUAGCGCUUCUUGAGGCGGUGUCCUCCUCACGCGAGACUGAAAGGCCUGCCGGGUUUGUCCUCUUCGCGCUCACUGCCACACGAGAGAGAGACCUUCCGGACGCCAAGUGGCUGACCACGCAGGCCCUGUCUGCUGCUGGCUCCACGGACAGUCUGGUGGCCAUGAUGGUCGGCGCCAAGGACGAGGCCUGCGUGUCUGUCGCCUUGAACGUCUUCUCAGAGGUGUUGCAGCGAGGGGUUCAGUCAGGCGACUCGGGUGCCCGCGACCUGCUGCUCAGCAAGCACUACGACAUCGUGACGACCUGUCUGACCUACCUGGCGUCGCAGAGGGACUCGCAGGGCUACCCUUUCAUCCUCAGGCUCAUCUUUAUCGAAUCCAUCUUCUCCAGACGCUUCCCGACGCCGCCUGCUCCGAGGACGUGGGAGCCUCUGCUGCCAUGCCUGUGUGAGGCGCUGCUGCGCGACGAUGCCCUCCGGUCUGCCAGGCUCUCCUACAUCAGGCACCUCAACCAGAUCAUCGCCGAAUGCAUCAGCUCCGCAUCAACUACAAGUGAGCGAUGGAUGGAUGGAUGGAUGGAUGGAUAACACAGAGAGCUGGCAUCCACCAGACCAGAUCUGUGUCUGUCAUGACCCCAUCCAUCAGGUGCCUCUGAAAUUCUGUCCCGGUUUGUGUCCUCGCAUCUCGAGAGCAGCAUGGCCAUCCUCGACAGCGGCGGCUCCACAGAUAGCCUCAAUGCGAUAGCCUCAAUGCGCUGGCGGGCCUCCAUCGCGAUCUCAUUGAUGUUCUACUACACCUUUCUGCUAGGUUGGCAUACCAUACCCACACGUUUCAAUGAUAUGGUGCCUGGGUCUGUCUGUCUGUCUGUCUGCGCGUGUAGAUGAUGAUGCUGAUCUGACCGUGCUCUACCGGUUGUGUGAGCGACUGCUGGAGGCCCCUCGAGUGCUCAGGAUCGUCGCAGACCACCUCAUGAGAGGUCUCAAGGAGCCAGAGCCACUUGUGCAGACGGUCUCGGGAGACCGAUCUGACAGUCGGCGCGCUGUGGAUGAGUGUCGAGCCCUUUCUGGCCUCGCCGUCUGUAUCCCACGGGCACUCAUCUGUGAGCAGAGACAGUCUCUCUUAUCCGGCAUACGUGCCACUGUUGUGCGUGUGCGUGCAGGCGCUGGUCACACUGCUGCAGCGAUUCAGGCGGGCUUCCCCGAUGUCAUCAUGGCACUCACACAGCACUGCCAGCACAGCAGGGGGUUCUUUAACUACACCCCACGUGUGCUCGGCGUCAUGGAUGUGUUCACACUCGCAAACUCCAAGGUGGGCGGGUCCGCCAACGGAGGGAGGUCUCGUGAUACUCUCCGACACACGUGUGGGAUAUUGUGUGUGUGUGUGUGUGUGUGUUUGUUUGUAUCGAUGUGUGCAGAUGAUGAUCGACAUCGGUGCGGUAGAGGUCGUGUGCGAUUUGCUGCUCAGGCGCCACGCAGAGAAGACGCCAGCACAUGCCACGACCAGCGAUUCGCCGGCGCCAAUAGGUUUGGUCGGAGGGUGUUGGCAAAUCCUGGGCAGGAUGGUCGUGUAAGCAUCCAGACCCGAUAUGAGAUGCCCACACACAUAACGGUCACAUGUGAUGUGUUUGUUGCAUGUGUGUACCUUAUCUCGAUGUUUCCAUCCAGCUAUGGCGAGUCCCGCGUGCGUCCCAAUGCGCCGUACAACAAGGUCUCGCAAAAGAUCCUCCAGGUCACUGACUGAUGGAUGAGCAACCUAGGUCAUGCGUCCUCAGCUUGGCAAGCUGUGACGGUUUCUUUUGCUUGUUUCCAGAAUGCGUCCGUCCAGAAGUUGCGUGAGCUUCACUGCGGCACCGGUGGCCUCGACGUCCAAGACACCAGCAGGCGCCCCAAGGCCAAGAAGGGCAGGAUCAAGGGGCACUCAAAGGCGAAGACAUCCCAGUAGGCCAACGAAGCGACAAGGCCACACGUGUGUGAGGAUAUCAAGCAUGGAUGGCAUGCAGGCCAUGCAGCCCGCCAGACCCCACCUCUUGCCCGCCGUCAUCCUCCUCCUCCCCCCCGUCAGAUCAGAAGGCCGACGGCGCAGCAGGGGAGGACGCUGCUCCCUACGUUAUGACAUGGAGCGACAAGACUGCUCGUGGGGCGACACCUCUCGCCGGCGUCCUGGCGUUCUUCGACCAGAUCGAAGAGAAGGAGAACGAGCGUGCUGCAGUCGUGUUAGCUGACCUCAUGGCGACCGACGAGAGGGCGGAGAAGGACAAGACGGCGGGCAAGGGCAGAGGCGGGGGGAAGGCUAGAAAGGGCAAAGGGCCACCGAGUGUGGCUGAGUCUGCGCGCUCCUAUGAUGUGUAAGUGGGCAACGACACGGCAAGCCCCCGCCACUGAUUGGUGUGUACCGUUUGCUUGUAUUUGUCAGGUGUGUUGAUGGUCGUGAUGCCUCUGACAGAGUGGCUGCCGCCGGACCCCAGGCAGGGUGAGUGUGUGGGCGGGCGGGAACGCAGCACGGCUGCCAGCUGUGUGUACGUGCCAUGGACUCUGUGUGGGUCUCUCUGGGCCAGAUCUGCUGCUGGUGCUGGCCCAGGGGAGAGGGACCCUCAGCCCCGCGGCAGAAGGAGGAAGAAUCGAAAGAAGAAGCUCAACAAGGGCAGGGGCGAAUCGCAGUAAGUGAUGGAAGGAGAGAGGGAGGGGGAAGGGGCCACAUUACGGUGGGCUGUGUCAUCCAUUUCGGCUCUCGCAGGUCUGUUGAGUCGGUGGCUGAGGAGGGCGUAGAGCAUGACGGUGAUAGCGACGUAGAGGACGCUCGUGCUGACGGCGAUGACAUAGACACACAGCAGGAGAGGUCAGCACACACAACACAACACAGCCAAGCUGUCACCCCUCGCCAAUACGUGCUGCAUCCUCUCUAUGUGCAGGCCCAUGUCCGAGUCUGCGGACACGACGCGGCCUUCUUCUCGUUCGUCCGGUGCUGAGCCUCUCCGGCCCCCCACCGCCAAGCCUCUGCAGAGCGUCGGCAGCGGCACGGCUGGGCAGGUCGGCAGUGGCCUGGGGACCGUGUUGCGAGAGGGCCAUGGUCUCGCUGGUCAUUCGGCUUCGGUCAGCGGCGCGGUGGCCGCAUCGGUCGGAGCUGGGGCGGCACUCACCCUGGCGGCCGACAAGGAACAUCCACCACAGCAAGAUGGAGACGACAGGUCCGCUGCCUGCCCCAGACAGGCAUCUGCACCGCGGCAGAUGUGUCACUUGUGUGUUGGGUGUGCAGUGGGGAUGAGGAGGAGCAUGAGGCGCAGACGCAGAUGGCCAUCGCUGCAUCGCUGCACGACGCCACCACCGCUGCCAUGGUGCGCCCGCCAUCCAUGCCGCCCUCUUCGUCGCUGACGUCUGGCGGCUCCGCCAGUGGCGCACCCGCAGCAGCAGCAGCAGCGGCAUCACUCGGGCCUCUGAAAGAUGCAGUGUGCAGGGCUAUAGAGGAGCAGCAGAGGUCAGCAAAGAAUCGACGGAGGGAUGGGCGGACGCUUGGCUGCGUCAUGUGUGUGUCCAUGUCACCCAUCUGCAGCAUGGAGCGUGCUUAUGGCGAGGCGCUCGAGCGGCACUCGACCAUCAUGGAGCGGACCAACGAGCUCACCGCUGCCAUAGGGGCACUCGCAGAAGCCACGCAAGAGCAGCCAGACACGUACAAAGAUGGGAUAAAAAGCUCUGAAUCAUCUCUACUGAUUCCUGUUGUGCUUCAGGUUGACUCGCGAUGCGUUGAUGGCCCCGACGACGGCAGCGGAGGUCUGUGAGUUCGGCGAGAGGGUCACGCGCGAAGGCGAGCGGCUCGACCAGCUCUACUGUCGUGCAUGCGAUUCCUCCCGCCCCAGCAGCAGCGACACACGUGCCGACAACGGCAGCGAGUCCCUGUUUGGCCGCCUGCCGUCCCCAUCUGCAGCAUUUGAUGUAGCGCGCAACAACGAUCGCAUCCAAAGGUGACUAACGACACCACACACACACACAGAGAAGUGAUUGAUCGGCACCCACUCAGGUCCUCGCGUCAUGACAAGAUAGCUGACGAGGUCGAUUCGGUGUCAUCGGAGGGGCAGCUGCGCGAGAUGCGGCAGAGCACUGAGGCCAAGCUGCGACAGUGAGCACACUCACGGAGAAACGAGCGAGGGAGUGUGUUCAUGCUGCCCCUUGGCUCUCCUGUAGGCUGGAGGCGGACAUCUCGACGGUGACGGAGGCGACUGCGGCCGCCGAGGCGAAGACACAAACACUCCAAGAGCAACAUGACAACCUGCUUCAGCGAGCACUCACAGGGUGGGUAGACAGACACGCACACAAACUUCGCCGCCAACACCCCUCCUUGUUUCGUGUGUGCAGCCUGACGGAGCACCGGCUGUCAUCCCUCCGCUCCCCUGAAGAUGUGGAGGCCUUCAAGCGCGACAUCACCAAGGCCAGGGCGGCACUGCGGGCACUGGCGAGAGAGGCCAGCAAGAUGGAGGGUCGGCUGGAGGACAGGGAAGCAGCGGCCGCCUCUGCUGCUGCGGCACCGCCUCCCCCUCCCCGGCCCAUCUGCGGCAUCUGCAACGACAGCCCGCCCACAGUGCUGUUCUAUCCCUGUGGCCACCUGUGCCUGUGUGCCGACUGCUGGCAGCAGUGGAAGGGCAGACACGAGAGGGCCAAGGCCGAGAAGGAGCGGCUGGAGGGGGCGGGCCAGCCGGUGCCUGAGGAGGUGCGUCGGUAUGCGGUGAUGAGAUGCCCUUCUUGCCGCAGUGAGCCCGAGAAGACGAUCGUAGUGCACGUGCAGACGGACAAUUGAGUAGAUCAG